AUGUGUGCAUGCAACUGCUUGGAUGAAUCAAAAGAUGGCAAAAUCCAAGAAAUAAACAGUGAGAAAUAUAACUGUACUACAUACAAAGGUGACCACUCUGAUUCUGAAGAAUUAAGGUACAUUUGCACUGAAUGUUGUUCAUCUCAUUUGUCACCAACAAAGACAAACAACCUGCAACAUAAUUCUGAUGUAGUCUCUCCAGAACACCCCGAGGAUAUCAGCAUAAAUGCAAUUCGAUCUGAAACACUGAAUCUACAAUUUCCAUUUUCUGAAUUUCUUUUGUGUGGUAGAGAAAGUGGUGAAAAAUUUAUUCGUUUCAAACAUAUUUCUAACAUUUUCCUUUUGCUAUCUAAGCUAGAGUUUUCUCCAUGGGAUGUUUAUCUGCAAAAUGGAAAAACUGGUAUAAUGCUUCAUUUCCUAGUUGGCGCUAGUUUAGAAACUUUGGCUACCAAGAAAUUCACAAUAUUUUGCCCCUUUUUAUUCGGUGCACCCUAUAAAAUCUCAUUUUCAGUAUAUGCACUGGGUAAAAAAGUUGAUGGUGGAUUUUUUCCAGACAGCUGGUUUGAAAGUGAAACUACAGCAAAACAUGCAAUAAGUGACCUUCUGCAUGCUCUAUUCUCAUUACAGCUUUGUCUUGGACUUUAUGGUGAAAGAUAUAUUGAUAACAUAAAAUCUCCACACGUUUCGAGCAAUGAUGCUGGCAAGCAUUAUGAAACUGACACAAAAUUUGUUCUUAAGAACCAUAAUAUUUAUGGAAAAAAGAUCAGCCAGACUUUAAGAAGUGUUAACCCAGAAGGACCUUGUAAAAGGUUAGUAUGGCAAUCUAAAUCAGAAAGGUGUCAGAACUGUCAAAUUUUAUCGAAAAAUAUCAACAUUUGUCAGCCUAUAUUGUCUGAUAAAAGCAGAUCAAACUAA
Messenger RNA from Porites evermanni, 915 nucleotides. Lineage: Eukaryota; Metazoa; Cnidaria; Anthozoa; Scleractinia; Poritidae. The record is from the annotation of a GenBank genome assembly.